This is a messenger RNA of Prosopis cineraria, 1934 nucleotides long. Its product is annotated as berberine bridge enzyme-like 26. The transcript has a single exon. Lineage: Eukaryota; Viridiplantae; Streptophyta; Magnoliopsida; Fabales; Fabaceae. The coding region runs from base 84 to 1715 and encodes 543 amino acids. The record is from RefSeq and is a predicted model, not a curated record. Gene Ontology annotation, molecular function: FAD binding; oxidoreductase activity.
AUCUGGGAUCAAAAUCAGUGUAUAUAAGCAGACAGAAAGCAUUUCUCUGCACCGAAGUUAAGCAACUGUGAAAUCCUAAAACCAUGGGGUCUUCGGGAUCGCUAUUACUCUUGGAGAUUUUUGUGUUUGCUUUGUUUCUAGUUUUAUCAACUACUUCAUCAUUUCCAGUUCAUGAAAGAUUCACUCGUUGCCUUCAAGCAAAUUCUCAUAACGCAAUCCCAUUCGCCACAUCGUUUUACACUCCAAACAACAAUGCUUCAUACAGUUCAGUCCUUGAAUCCACAGCUCAAAAUCUAAGGUACUUGCUACCUUCAAUCCCCAAACCUGAAUUCAUAUUCACUCCCAUGGACGAUUCUCAAGUUCAAGCUGCUGUCAUCUGUGCCAAAAAGCUCAAGAUCCACAUGAGAGUGCGUAGUGGAGGUCAUGACUAUGAAGGCCUUUCUUAUGUUUCUCUCAUAGAGAAACCAUUCAUGGUUUUAGAUCUCGCCAAGCUUCGUGCCAUCCAAGUCGAUAUAGCACAAAACACGGCUUGGAUUCAAGCUGGUGCUACAAUUGGAGAAGUUUACUACAGAAUUUCAGAGAGAAGUCCAGUUCAUGGCUUCCCUGCAGGCCUUUGCACAAGCUUAGGCAUUGGUGGUCACAUAACAGGAGGAGCAUAUGGCUCCAUGAUGAGAAAGUAUGGUCUGGGAGCUGACAACGUCAUCGACGCGCAAAUUGUGGAUGCUCAUGGCAAAAUUCUUGACAGAGCAGCCAUGGGAGAGGACUUGUUUUGGGCAAUUAGAGGAGGAGGAGGUGGAAGCUUUGGGAUUAUCUUGUGGUGGCAAAUCAAGUUAGUUAAAGUUCCACCUGUAGUGACAGUUUUUACUGUUACUAAAACUUUAGAACAAAAUGCAAACAAGAUUCUCUAUAAGUGGCAGCAAGUAGCACCAAAUAUCGAUGAGAAUCUGUUCAUGAGAGUGCUGAUUCAGGUAACAAAUUCAAGCGUUGUUGCAGGUGAAAAAACCGUUUCAACUUCUUAUAAUUCUCUUUUCCUUGGUGGGGCCAAUAAACUUCUCCAAGUGAUGAAGAAAAAUUUUCCAGAAUUAGGUCUCACCAAAAAGGAUUGUUUGGAAACAAGUUGGAUCAAAUCUGUGCUUUACAUUGCUGGCUAUCCAAACAACACACCCCCAGAAAUUCUUCUCCAAGGGAAAUCCACUUCCAAGGCAUACUUCAAAGCUAAGUCAGAUUUUGUGAGGCAAGUGAUUCCUGAAACUGCUUUGAAUUCUCUGUGGAAAAGGUUUAUGAAAGAUGAUGGGCCCUUGAUGAUCUGGAAUCCAUACGGAGGAAUGAUGAGCAAAAUCUCAGAAUCUGCAAUUCCAUUUCCUCACAGAAAUGGAACACUUUUCAAGAUACAAUAUGUAACGGGGUGGCUAGAUGGAGAGAAGAGCAUGAAAAAGCACAUGAAUUGGAUCGGUAGAUUCUAUUACUCCAUGAAGCCCUAUGUUUCAAGCUUUCCAAGAGAAUCUUAUGUGAAUUACAGAGACCUUGACUUGGGGAUGAACCAGUAUAAUAACACAAGCUUCUUGAGGUCAAGCAUUUGGGGAUACAAGUACUUCAUGGAUAACUAUAUAAGGUUAGUGAAGGUGAAGUCUAAGGUUGACCCAAGUAAUUUUUUUAGGCAUGAACAAAGUAUCCCUCCAUUAACAAUUCGAGAGAAGAAAGGGUCAAACCACUGAAUUUUUCUUUUUGGGUAAUAAUUUAUAUGGUUUGUGUUCGUUUUAUGAUAUUUUCUUUCUUAUGUGUGAGAUCCACUUGAUUUUAUGCCAGAAUUACUCUUGGAGUUCUAAAUUAUAGUAGAUUUAAUGUUGUUUCAAUGUGACAACAGCGGUUAACCCUUGUGUACUUGUCCCUUUGGCAAUGGAAGUAUGAACUGAUCUUUAUAUAUUGUAUGAUAA